Messenger RNA from Gigantopelta aegis, 2013 nucleotides. Its product is annotated as SPARC-like. NCBI's taxonomy places the organism in Eukaryota, Metazoa, Mollusca, Gastropoda, Neomphalida, Peltospiridae. The coding region runs from base 93 to 893 and encodes 266 amino acids. Gene Ontology annotation, biological process: anatomical structure development. The record is from RefSeq and is a predicted model, not a curated record. Gene Ontology annotation, molecular function: protein binding; extracellular matrix binding; collagen binding. The transcript is spliced from 9 exons.
CUUCCAAGAACAGCUCGCAAUUUUACGUCUUGUGAGACGCCAAGUUCCAGCGGCCGUGGCACCAGUAAGCAAUCUAUAGACAAAAGUCUGUCAUGAAGCAGUGGUGGCUAUGUCUGGUUCUGGCCAGUCUCAUCCUCGUCUCAGAGGCAAGAACUACUGAGAUGGAGGAGGAUGGAACUGAGGAAGAGGAUUAUCCCGAGAUAGAACAAAGACCUGUUGUAACAGAUCCAUGCAGAAGGAAGAAGUGUUACCGUGGCGAGGAGUGUAUGGUUGAUGAAAACCGCAAUCCUGUCUGCAUUUGUGUUCAGGACUGCCUGGACGAAUUUGACAAACGCUACUGGGUUUGCAGUAAGAAGAAUUUCACCUAUGAAAGUGAAUGUCACUUGGACCGUGAUCACUGCCGGUGUAGAAGAAAUCUCCCAGAAUGCUCGGGCAAACAGCGCAAUGGUGGCAAGAUCCAACUGGAUUACUAUGGAGAAUGCAAAGAGCUGACUGAGUGUCCAGAUCAUGAAUUCACAGAAUUUCCUGGCCGCAUGAAGGAAUGGCUUUUUAUUGUUAUGAAACAGCUGGCUGCUCGUGAUGAACUUGGCAGUUACAUCAAGCUGUUGGACUCUGCCAAGGACGAUGCUAACCACACAGAUGCCAUAAUAUGGAAGUUCUGUGACCUUGAUGUGUCACCGCAGGAUAAGGAAGUGUCGAGGAGGGAGCUGCAGUACAUUGUUCAGUCACUGAAGCCCUUGGAGCAUUGUCUGCUUCCGUUCCUAGAAACCUGUGACAAGAACAACAACCGCAAGAUCACUCUUCAAGAAUGGGGCAACUGUCUGGGGCUGGACAAAGAUAAAGUGAGAAACAAGUGCCAGGAAAUCAGAGCAAAAGCCAAAAGGCAAAAUUAAUAACAGUUUGAAACAUGUAAAACAAGAUUUUAACAGUUAAAUUUUGUGUUAUUUUACAAUUAUAGGAACAUGUUUGUAUUAAAAUAUUGGUGGUCCAUAUUGUGAUAAACAUCUUUUGCUAUGGACAUGACUUUUGAAUGUGUAUUUUAAGAAUGAAUACAAUACAGUGUUCACUGUAUUUACAGUAUGUUCUUGUCUUCUAAUAUAAUCUUCUCGCUUAUUUUAUAUGCAAGUAGUCCAAUCCAUGACAGUCAUGGUAAACUUUAGACAGAAAACAUGUUUUGUGAAAUUGUCUACAUUUUGAAAACCCGACAGUGGACAUACAAAUUGUGAAAUUAAACAAAUUUAAAGGCACUUCUAUUGGGAAUCUUCUUUAAUUUCAUUGCAGUUGUUAAUAGGAAUAUAAAAUUAUAUAUAUUUAGCUGAAUUGGGGGGGGGGGGGGGGGGGGUUGCAAGUGGAGAGAGAAUGAUCCUCCAACAUUGCAUGAAAUUUCACAAUACUAUUACAACUUUGCAAAUAUAUGUGUAUUAGAUUUAUAAAACUCUUAAUGCCUGGUUUGUUUUAUUAUUUUUUAUUAUAUAAAAUUUUAUUAUUUUUGUUAGCAUCCUAUCUUAUAAUUGUAAUUUAAACAGAGUUGCAUUUACUGCUUUUAAAGGCAUAUUGUCACAGACCACUGACCUAUUUAAUGGUCUAACAAAGUAUUACCUGAACAAAUAUAAUUUGAUUUGUUCCUAAAUUUACUUUAUUGAACUAUCUUCAUAAUCACCAUACUCCAUUUUUUAAUGGCAUUUUGUAAAAAUAAUUGAAUUAUGGCAAUGGUCCAUAAUUCAAAAACAAAACUUGCCGAAAGGGAUGACAUGGAUUUCACUCCAUCAUGGUUCAGUUAAGGUGAUGCAAUAGCUAGAUUUGGUUCCAACAAUUAAUGUAAUUUUUAUUUAUUAUCCAUAUUUAGAGAAAUAAGGUCCUUAAAUCCAUGACAGUAUGCCUUUAAGUUCUCUCAACUGGAGUUGUGUUCAUGUAGUCAUGUUCUCAAACAUGUUUUGUUUUUAUUAUUCACUGCAGCUAUAUUACUAUAUGUUGCUUCAGUGUCUUUAGACUGAAUAAAAUUUCAAAUAGUUA